This is a messenger RNA of Etheostoma cragini (Arkansas darter), 4295 nucleotides long. RefSeq names its product mitogen-activated protein kinase kinase kinase 21 (gene map3k21). Gene Ontology annotation, biological process: protein phosphorylation. The transcript is spliced from 11 exons. Lineage: Eukaryota; Metazoa; Chordata; Actinopteri; Perciformes; Percidae. Bases 941 to 4141 code for a protein of 1066 amino acids. Gene Ontology annotation, molecular function: ATP binding; protein binding; JUN kinase kinase kinase activity. The record is from RefSeq and is a predicted model, not a curated record.
AGCGUCCCCCAGAAGGAUCCACUGCACUGUGCUGGGUCCUACUUCGUCUGGCUACAGCGGCGGUGGGGGGGUUGUUUUGAUUAAAGUUAACGGGUUUUUUCAUGUUUUUAUUACCACAUUGUUGCGUUGAAAUCCAGGAUGUUUGAUGUGCUUUCAACCGUCGGCUUUCCUUCACGUCCCCGAAGGAGUAACACACUUGGGAAUAACCGAUCUUAAAGUUGAGAGUGGCAACUUUUCCAUCUGCCUUAACGUUACUAGUGGACUGACCUAUGCUAAGCUAACCCGCUCGCCAAUGCAGUUGAAAUUGCUGUUAAAAGUCCACAAAAGAGCAAGCAAACUUUACAUUUCGGGAUUCGGUGACUAGACGAGAUUUACUGGCGACUUUCUAAGAGAAACCUGUCGUUUGCCAGCUCCCUUUAUCUGGUAGGACUGGACGGUGCAGGUGCACCUCUUGCGGCACCUGCGAAAACUUGGUAACUUGCUAACUCUAGCUCCAUCGCAAGAGAGCUAACUUUAGCUUGUUCGCGUUAGCAUCCAACAGAAGCAGAUACUGUUGUAGGCAAAUGUAUAUCUCAUGGCAGAGAUAAUUUGAGAUUUAACAUUAAUUGCUAGUUUCAAACUUUAUAUUGCUAAUUAACCGCUGCUUUUAAAAAUAUUUGGGCUAGCCGUAGCUAGCAACUACGAUAGCAAGUUAUUGAGGAUCAUUCACUUUUACCGGAGUGGCGACGUGGAGACAGGGUUGUGGACGCUCUCUCUCUCUCCCACAGGACUUUGGACACGGUUUUAUCCCGCUGUGGGCUGCGCAGGGAAUGCCCCUCUUUUCUCAUCGGCUAGUCGUGUAGAUGUGACAGCAUGAUGAUUUCAAAUAGUUACAUUUUACCGUUAUAAAGUUUUGUUCUAAAAGCUUUGCACCCUAUGGUGUCGCUACGGCCACCGAGAAAUGGAUGUCUCGCAGGCCGCUUUCCCAAACGGUGAAGGGCGGCCGGGCGGCUGCAGGACAGGGGAGCAUGCAUGGACAGACUCCCCCACAGCUCGGGCGUGGGCUCACUCUGCUCCACUGUGCCCGAGUCAGUCCCUGUGGACAGCUGCCUAUGACUACGAGGCAAGCGGCGAGGAUGAGCUCAGCCUCAGACGAGGGGACGUGGUGGAGGUGCUGUCCAAAGACGCAGCAAUCUCCGGGGACGAAGGAUGGUGGACGGGUAAAAUCAACCACCGGGUCGGGAUUUUCCCCUCAAACUAUGUUACCUACCAGCCCGCUAUUUACCGUCUCCCUGCUACUUGUGGGUCUGUGGGGGCACGAGAGGAAGUCCCGAGCUCGCCCGUCCAGAUUCCCUUCAGUGAACUGGUACUAGAGGAGAUCAUAGGCGUGGGUGGAUUUGGCAAAGUUUACCGGGGCACAUGGAAAAAUCAAGAGUUCGCCGUGAAAGCGGCUCGGCAAGACCCAGACGAGGACAUAACAGCCACCGCCGCCAGUGUUAAACAAGAAGCGAAACUUUUCUCCAUGCUACAGCACCCCAACAUUAUUACACUGGAAGGAGUGUGUUUGGAAGAGCCCAACCUGUGCCUGGUCAUGGAGUAUGCCCGAGGCGGGACACUGAACCGGGCGUUGACCGGAAGGCGCAUCCCUCCACACAUCCUGGUCAACUGGGCCGUGCAGAUUGCACGCGGGAUGCUCUACCUACACGAGGAGGCCGUGGUACCCAUUAUCCAUCGUGACCUGAAGUCUAGCAACAUUUUAUUACUUGAAACAAUUGAGAAUGACGACAUCGGGAGGAAGACCUUGAAGAUCACAGAUUUUGGCCUGGCCAGGGAGUGGCACAAAACCACAAAAAUGUCAGCUGCAGGCACGUACUCCUGGAUGGCCCCGGAGGUCAUCAAGUCAUCUCUCUUCUCCAAAGGCAGUGAUGUCUGGAGCUAUGGUGUCUUACUGUGGGAGCUGUUAACAGGGGAAGUACCAUAUCGUGGGAUUGAUGGCCUGGCUGUUGCUUACGGUGUGGCAGUCAAUAAGUUAACUCUACCAAUCCCAUCCACAUGCCCGGAACCCUUUGCUAAGCUCAUGGAAGAGUGCUGGGACCAGGACCCCCAUGUGCGUCCCUCCUUCUCCUGCAUCCUGGAGCAGCUGUCGGCCAUCGAGGAGGCGGUGAUGGCCACCAUGCCUCAGGACUCCUUCCACAGCAUGCAGGAUGACUGGCGUGUGGAGAUUCAGGAGAUGUUUGAUGAGCUCAGGACCAAAGAGAAGGAGCUACGUUCCAGAGAAGAGGAGCUGACGCGAGCCGCACUCCAGCAUAAGUCUCAGGAGGAGCUGCUGAAGCGUCGGGAGCAGCAGCUGGCAGAGCGGGAGAUCAACGUGCUGGAGAGAGAGCUCAACAUCCUCAUUUUCCAGCUCAACAAAGAUAAGCCCAACGUGAAGAAAAGGAAAGGCAAAUUCAAACGUUCCCGCCUCAAACUGAAGGAUGGAAACCGCAUCAGCCUGCCCUCAGACUUUCAGCAUAAGAUCACCGUGCAGGCGUCGCCUUCCAUGGACAAGAGGAGAAGCCUUCAUAGCACCAGCUCUUCUCCUCCCAGCAGUCCCACACUUAUUCCCCGACUACGAGCCAUUCAGCUGAUACCCCACACGCGGAGGGACAGUUUGUAUGUUUACCAACAGGAUGUUGAUCUGACCAGCGAGCUCACAACCUCCUGUGGGCUCACGAGGAAAGUUACUCAAGAUGAGAGCAAUCGUACAUGGGGCCGCAGCACCCUCUUCAGGCCAGAGGAGUUUGAUGACGUGAAAAAGGGAAUCAAGAAGAAAGGAAGAACCUGGGGCCCUAGUUCAGUACAGAGCAAAGAAAGGCCUGCUGCUGCUGAGAGAGUGCGUCCUCUGUCAGACGGCAGUAACCCCUGGUCCACCAGCCUGGUCAAGUCCCAGAAGUCUGUCCCCCUCGCUGCCCUGUUUGCUGAACAAGUGGGGGCCGGCAAAGACAAGGCAUUCUCCCAGGAAUGUCCUGACAGCAGCUCCAAGCCAAAGCAGCUCAAGUUCCCCAACCAGGUGUACAUCGAUCUACCUCUGUGGAGGGACGAGCAGCAGCCUCAGAGCCCUGGUGGGCAUUGUGGAUCGGGAGAUGCUGGGGUUGGGGCAGCAGUUCAGGGUGGGUCAACAGAGACCCCAGAUGACCCCUACACCACCACAUCCACCUCUUCCACUUCCACCACCCCACAGCUCACCCCUACCAACAGCCUGAAGCGGACGUCAGCUCGCCGUAAGACUGACUCUGUACUGUAUGGCUGCGCCUCUUUGCUGGCUUCAGUUGUGCUCGGUUAUGACAUUAGGGAGGCUCUCAAAAACUCUGCUCCUGGGGAAGAUUGCGAGCCCCCGCGUGAGGAGAAAGAGAAGAAGAAGAAGGAGGGCCUGUUUCAGCGUGCGACCCGGUUUCGCCGCAGCACCUCACCACCAAGUGGUCGCCCCCGCAAAGACGAGCCAUCGUCAAACCCCACCGCCACCCAACCUGUCAAUCUCAUUUCCAUGACGGCCAUAAUGGAAUGCAACUCCACCAAAGGCCUCUUAAAGUCUGGGGCGGAGGUGUCACACUCUAGCCCUGGGAAGGUUGAGCUUGUGGCUGCCAAUAAUCACACCAAGUCCUCCAGACCCAGCCAACCAGCUUCUACAGAAGGCCAGAGUAACAGGAUGGCAGCUAACACAGAGACACCAGUGCGACCCCAAAGCCAGCCACCCGAGAAGAGCAACCACAACACAGGAACACGUCUACGCAGAAAGAAGUACACCACUAACCACAAUAGCAAUGGCCCACCCGCUCUGCCUCCUCCAGCCACACAGAAGAAGCGCGAGAAAGAUGGAGUUUCAGAGAAGCACUCAGGUAGCGAGGCCUUCUCCAGACCACGGCCAGUGUCAUUCCGGGCCAAACCCCACACCUGGGCCUUGCUGCGAGGACGCAACAAGAGCUACUCCCUGGGCCACUACUCCGGAGAGAAGACGGCGCAAAACCUAAGCAUGGUGCUGUCCUCUGAGGUGGGGAUGGGCUGUUCUCUGCUGGACAUGGACACAGAGGGCCAGAAACGAGACUGCACUGUGCCACUCUGCCGCAUUCAGAGUUCCCCGGGACGGCCCUCUGUCUUUGAGCUGGAGAAAAAGUUUCUCUCUUAGGAGCCUUGAAAAGUGAUCUGCUGUGAUGAGAGUUCAUCCCAUACAAUCUAUAGUGUUUUAGAACAUACAGUACAGACAGAAGUAUUGGCCUAAAACUCCUGGAGGGUUUAGAACCAGGCUGCCUUUUUCUCUUCAUUUAAUAAUAAAAAAAAAA